ACUUCUGAUACCUCAUUUGAUUGGGAGGGACUUAUUCAGCAAUAAAUAAAGCAGCAAUUCUGAGCACAAUCUUAUUGGACUGGACAGCCUUCACAGACUGCUGAUAACUGCUGAACUGAGAUCUUCUUUGAGGUUCAUUCCAGGAUGGCCAUACGUGUGAUUUUGUUACUAACACUUUUUAUUGGGCUGUGUGUCACUGAUUCGAAAGAGAAUCUUGCUCUUAAUGCUGUGGUGGUGCAGUCGUCAUUAUACAACACAGAUGGAGAUGCUCAACAUGCAGUAGACGGGAAACGAGACUCAAACUGGGCGCAACGUUCAUGCACUCACACUCAAGUUGAGUUCAAUCCAUGGCUGAGAAUUGACCUCGGAAACGUCUACGGUAUAAGCAGGGUUGCUCUGACUAAUCGUGGAGACUGUUGCAAAGAGCGAAUCAGAGGAGUUCAGAUUCGUAUCGGUAACAGCCUGGAGAACAACGGCAACAACAAUGAGCUGGCUGCAACUGUUCUCACCGUUUUCGACGGCACAAAAACUUUCGAGUUUGAGCCUGUUAAUGGCCGAUAUGUCAACCUAGUUUUACCGGGGAAUGAUGAAAUCCUCACUCUCUGCGAAGUUGAGGUGUUUGCAGAAGACGACAAACCCUUGUACCUCUGUGCUCCAAGGAAUCUUGCUCUCGGAGGAAGAGCUGCCCAGUCUUCCACAUACCCUCAGUUUGGAGCCGCUGAAAAUGCUGUCGAUGGCAACAGACAGUCGAUUCACGCACUGGGGUCCUGCAGCGUGACUAACGGGGACAGGGACCCCUGGUGGAGAGUCGACUUGGGAGACGUCUACAGGGUAACCAGAGUGAGUGUCACUAACCGCGGAGACUGCUGUGAAAAGAGGAUCGAGGGAAUUCAGAUCCGUAUCGGAAACAGCCUGGACAACAACGGCAACAAUAAUGAGCUGGCAGCAAACGUUGGGGUCGUCCCACUCGGAGGCACAAAAUCAUUUGAGUUCAAGCCUAUGAAGGGGAGAUACGUCAACCUUUUUCUGCCUGGACGCAACGAAUACCUCACGCUGUGUGAAGUCGAGGUAUACUCAGGGUCUUUGUGGACCGAGGUCAUGGCGAACGGACAAGAAGAGAAUGCAGCUCUUUGGGGCAAAUCUAGUCAGUCGUCAAAUUACUCCACCGCUUAUCCUCAACUGGCUCUUGAUGGACUGCCAAGCACCUUUUCCCACACAAACGAAGAGAGCGACCCGUGGUGGAGAGUGGAUCUACUGAAGGUGUACAGAGUGAACCGAGUCACCAUCACCAACAGACCGACCAUAGGUUUUAGGAUUAACGGGGCAGUGAUUCGUAUCGGGAACUUCCUUGCCAUUGGCAGCAACAACAUAUGUGCUGUGAUCUCUACACUCGGGGACGGGGCCACGGCCAAUUUCUCAUGCGGUGGGAUGGAGGGACGUUACAUGAUUGUCCAGCUUACUGGAGAUAAGAGGAUACUUUCUCUUAGUGAAGUUGGCGUUUUCGGGGAUUUGGCAGGAAAUCUGGCGGUAGAUGGAGUCACCACACAGUCGUCAACGUUUACGGACUGGUUUGCCGAAAAGGCCAUCGACAGUAAUCGAGGUCUCCAUCAGAACACAUCGUGCUCCUCGACCCUCAGCGAGUCCAACCCGUGGUGGAGGCUGGAUCUGCGUGAACCUUACAAAAUCAUUGAAGUGGUCAUCACUAACAGGAACGACUGCUGUUCAGAACAAUUAAACGGAGCGGAGAUUCACAUCGGAAACUCUUUGGAGAACGACGGCAACAGCAAUCCCAUAUGUGCUGUUAUUGCUGCUAUUCCAGCAGGCGUGUCCUACAGAUACUCGUGCGACAGGAUGGAGGGACGUUACGUGAAUCUGAUCAUUCCUGGAGACAUGAAGACACUCGUUCUGUGUGAGGUGGAGGUGUAUGGGGAAGUUCCUAAUUUCCGCAGAUCACUUGUAAAGAUGCAGUUUAACUCCAGGGUUGACUUGACUGACCCGUCGCUGAGAGAAAAUGUGGGAUCUGCUCUGGCUGACAGAGGAUGCACAAACGUGACUCUACGCUGGUCUCAGAUGCCUAAACGGGUGAAGUAGAUGGUGAAUGCUG
Messenger RNA from Puntigrus tetrazona (Sumatra barb), 2104 nucleotides. RefSeq lists its product as uncharacterized. The transcript has 15 exons. NCBI's taxonomy places the organism in Eukaryota, Metazoa, Chordata, Actinopteri, Cypriniformes, Cyprinidae. Bases 145 to 2091 code for a protein of 648 amino acids. The record is from RefSeq and is a predicted model, not a curated record.